AUGGACGUCCCUUCAUACAAUCCCACGUUUACACAUGAUGUGCAAAUGGAAGUGUCGGCGAAUAGAAGACACGUUUUUGUGUCUCAGAGCCAAGUUCUCAAACGAGGCAUGACACAACUCAGCUUCCCUGUGCCUCUCAGUGUGUUGCGAAAUCACAUGAAUGAAGUUCCCGUCGUAUGUGAGGUCAGUGACCCUAUUGCUUGCUGUGUGACCUUGAACUUGCGGGUGAGUGGUGCCCCUAGCAACCUUGCGGUGGGUACCAAUUGUCACUAUGAAAUGUGUGGCUCACACUGGGAUCCCAGGACACAAAGCGCCACAGUAGAGAUCCCUGUCAUUGCCAGCCGGGACGACAUAGAUGAUGGCCAACAGGUGGUCUGGAUCAACUUCUGGAAACUUGACCCGGCCGGCGAGGGCCCUUAUCACCAAGUGUGGAAGGACGUACCGAUACCGCGCGUGCAGGUCAUUGUGAAAGAUGCGGUCCCGGGUGUGUGCACUGUCAGUGGCGAUCCACACGUGCGAGCUUUCGAGAGACCAGACAAGUACACGUUCUUCGACGUGGGAGACUAUGUUUUGUACCAGAACCCGAACGAGCAGGUCGAGGUACAUGGCAGAACGUUUCCGUGCGGACGCAAUGGUCAAAUCUCCUGCCUGUGUGGAGUGGUGGUGAGAGACGGCGAUGACAUGGUGGAGGCAAGCAUGUGUGAGUCUCGGGAGGGACAUGACGUAAGCAAAAGACUCCAACUACGCCACCCGAAUGAUCACCAUCAGCAUUCUCCUACUCGCCAACGAUCAUCUGGCUUGAGACUCCAAGUGCCAGUGGAAGGUCUCCUGGAAGGGACCAAGGUCUAUCAGAGCCCUCGUGGGGACAGAGUAUUGAUCAAGCUUCCGUCAGGGGCCAGCGUCAGUCUGUACAAACCAAAGCUGUCCCUCAGUAUGAAGCUCACUGUCCCUCCCAGCCACAAAGGCAGGGGGAACAACCGUGGUCUCUGCGGAACCUUUGAUGGGAACUCUACCAACGACCUCAUGGGCAGUGAUGACGUAAUAGAUACGUGCAAAGGAAGUCGUUGUCGGCCACACGCUUUCGUCGACUCCUGGAAACUACAAGGAAACGAGACACUCUUUAAUAAUCGACCCAAAACCUCAGCCAAUGCGUUACCCCUCUCUCAAGGAGGGCAACAAGCACCCCCGAACAGACAACAAACAAAAGAAAGAGUGUACUGCGGCUGUUACGAAGGGACCUCUGCUCAGCUGUCCGGUGCACUCUCCAACCUGACAACUGCUGUGCCGGCCAUACAAUGCUCGGGCGACGCCGACAAGCCGGUUGAGAAAACAGACUGUGCUGAAACCAAACUAGGUGAAGUGCUUCUUGGAAAGAAGAUCAAUUAUUUCCCCAUCACCAUUACUGCUUCAAAAGUCAAUCUUCCUUUUCAUGCUAUUGAAGUUCAUUGUUCUGUUUAG
Messenger RNA from Aplysia californica (California sea hare), 1458 nucleotides. RefSeq names its product von Willebrand factor D and EGF domain-containing protein-like. The coding region runs from base 1 to 1458 and encodes 485 amino acids. Lineage: Eukaryota; Metazoa; Mollusca; Gastropoda; Aplysiida; Aplysiidae. The transcript has 9 exons. The record is from RefSeq and is a predicted model, not a curated record.